AUGACAGUCUCUAAAUCAGCUAUUCCCUCUCUGCCUUCUGCGAAUCUCUCAAUAGUGAGCUCGCAUCCUCACCCGCCGUUACGUUCUCAUCACUUGAAGAAUCAGUCUACGGUAUCUACUUCUGUUACAAAAGCCACAGUGGAUACAACUAGCACCGCUAGUAAUACAGGUUCUCAACCUGUGAGCGAUGGUAAGAGUGACACGAUGGCUGUUAGAGAAUUGGCUGCUGCUACUUCUUCUGCUGCUCAUAGUAGCAACGGCUCGUCGGAAUCAGGUUCACCAGGGCCUGAUACCAAAUCGUUGUCGUCGUCUGCGAAAAACCCAUCUUCUUGGGACCCACAAGAUGAUAUCUUGUUGAGGCAUUUGAAAGAGAUUAGAAAGUUGGGAUGGAAAGAUAUAUCCCAGUAUUUUAACAAUAGAACUCCCAAUGCUUGUCAGUUUCGUUGGAGAAGGCUCAAGUCUGGUAAUUUAAAGACUACGAAAUCCUCGUCAGAAACUGACUCGAUGGCGGCAGGUGUUCAAAUGGAUGAUUCGAACUCUUCUCCUGCAGUAGCUGCUGCUGCAGCGGCAGCUGCGGCGGCAGCGGCAACGGCCGCUUUAAAUGCAUCUCCUCAGGUUAAACAAGAGGAUCGGUUGUCUCCCGCAAUUCCUAUCCCCAAUGGUAGUGGUAGUUUUGAUCUUAACAGUGCUAACAGCCAUACGAUCAAUUUUGGUCAGUCACCAUGCUCUCAAUCACCUUUCUCUGGAGUUCAGUACACCAACUCCACACCUCUCAACAAUUUCCACAACAGCAACAAUCAUACCAGCCAUGAAAACGAUAACGGAGCGGGCUCCAAUCAUCAACGAAUGAGAUCUCAUUCUCACUCUUUCUCAAAACCAUUCAACAACACCAAUAAUAUAACCGCUGUUAGUGGUAAAGAUGAACAUGGCACUUCAGAGGAUGAAAAUAUUGGAUUUAUUCCCAAAAUUAUAGUUCGAUCAAGAAGAAAUUCAUUUGUUCAUCCUCAAAGUGUUCCUUCUGUGGCGAGCCAACAGCAUCACCAACAACAGCCUUCAUUAUCACAGUCGUUACAACAGACACCAUCACAUUUAUCGUCGGCUUUCAACACCACCUUAAAUACAACAAAAUCCAGGAAAAACUCGUUUGCAAGUCGUUCUAGAAGGUCGUCAUUUAGUGUGGCAGGCAGUACAACACCAUCGAGAAGAUCUUCAAUUAUAGCGGCACCAAAUUCGUUAUCAGGAAUGUUCGGCAGUCAAACAGGAUCUUCGACUCCAAAGCUGGUUAGAAGAGAUUCUGUCGUUAAGAAAGAAUUCUAUCCACAUCGUUCAGCAUCUGUAUCUGCAAGUUUCAUGGAUUUACCUCCAGCUGCAGCAUCCAUUGCACCUCCAACUCAUAGAAGAUUAUCAAGAACUCAUUGUAAGCCGUCGUUAUCAAAUCAGUUCCAACAGCACAAGUGGCAACAACCUCCACAGCUACCACAAUAUCAACAACACUACCAAACUCAAAAUAAUUCAAACGGGAAUUCUCAAAGUAACAAUGUACAACGCUGGUCAACAGACGAGGAUCAAUUAUUAAGUGAAAACAGUUCGAGAAAUUUGAGUUUGAUGGAGUUAUCCAUUCUUUUACCAAAUAGGUCAGAACAGGAAAUUCAAUGGAGAUUGGAUACAAUGUUCAGUGAAAAAUCACUAACAGCGUCAAAUGAACAUUCACAAUCACCAUUGAAUUCACCACGUAAAUCGGUUACACCUGAAGAUACUGCCAUUGAUGAAGAUACUUGUGAUGAAAGGGACCAAGCCGAUGACGAUGACGAUGAAAUGGAUAAUAUGAGUAUUGAACAGGUUGAUGAAGAUUCACCGCCGACCUUUACGUCCAAAGAGGCAACACCUGCAUCAAUAAUAUCAUCUACAACUACAAAGGAGGAAGAUCUAUCUGAUGGCUCUUCCUCUAGAAGCCGUAAUCGUUCAGAAGACAUGGCUAAAAAUACUUUGGAAAACAACUGUCUUCCUCCUAACGGGGCGUCUAAACCAAGUGCAUAUUCUACAACAGCUACAACUUUACCCAGUAUUAAUUCAAUUCUCAAGGGAACUUUGUGA
Molecule: messenger RNA, 2094 nt
Organism: Zygosaccharomyces rouxii
Lineage: Eukaryota; Fungi; Ascomycota; Saccharomycetes; Saccharomycetales; Saccharomycetaceae
Product: SANT/Myb-like DNA-binding domain-containing protein
Exons: 1
Coding region: 1-2094 (697 amino acids)
Source: RefSeq, a predicted model, not a curated record